GAUUCAUACCUGUCGAGUAUCACCUGCCUUCGAGUAAACGUUGCUUUAUCGGGAGAUGAGCUUGGCCACAAUUUUGGCUUUCAUCAACAUAACCGAUACAGGACCGUUAAUUAAAUAUUUGAGUUGCGAGUUAAGUUCUGGAUAAAGUCUAUACCAGCAAGAUGGCGCCGACUAUGUCGUACGUUCUUCUCGUAUUUGGAGUGGCCCUUCUACCUGCAGUAAACGGACAAUGUAUCAAUGUAACACUUCCCAACAUUCUCAACUUGGGAGAGUGUCUCGGAACGACACUGAGAGCCUGUCCGGACACAUCGUCGGGCCUGAUACCAGACCUCACCCGUGUCCUUGGAUGUGUUCUCCAGAUACUACCCCAGAUCGGAAGCCCCGUCUCAGUGCUCUACAACGUGGUUGGACUCCUUGAGGCUGUUGUUUCCAGACUAGGCUUGUCCGCUGACAUCGGUGGUCUCUCGGACAUCCUCUGCAAUCCCCUCGGAAUACCGCUGUUCAGCUGCGGCACGUUCAGUCCAGGAAACAUCGCCUGCCGGGAGCCGCUGCAGAUCAGCCUGCCCAGCGUGUUCAACAUCGGAGCGUGUCUGAACCGGACCCUCUUGUUCUGCGAAGAAGGAUCAACAAUUUCGGACCCCAUCCUGAGAGAACUGUUCCAAGCAGUUGGCUGCAUUCUAAGCGUUGCUCCGGAAGGUCUGCAACUGGACCUCGUCUCGAGCCUGGUGUGCCCCCUGGUGGACAUUCUCAACUCGUCACUGGACGAGUUCACCUCGCUGCUUCCUUUCCGGUUCCUCACGCGUGGAAUCACCAGCGCCGUCAGGUCGCUCACCAACAACUUGCUCGGGGCCGUCGGUAACUGCAACAAGUAAGACCGAAGGAGAAAUAGCGGCUGGAUUCUGCAUGCCUGCUGGAAAGAGAAAGAGAAUCAGGCAGACGAUGACGUCAUUAUCCGAGACAAACUGGAGCUCCCAUAGCCGUCCACCAGAUCCGCCAUCACGUGAACAGCCAGCCGCCAAUUUGUACUCUUCAAAGCAUGAAGUCGAAGAAAAAGAAAUGAGUAUUGUUACAGGUCUCAGCAGAAUCUCCAACGACUCUGCAAGAGCCACGUCGUGAACUUAUGGCCAGACCACUUCCCUGUAGGAUCGCAGUAAUCCAAGUACGAGCCAGGAAAUGAGUUGAAGUCGGUCGGUUGCCGCUCAAGGAUCAGUUGAUCAAUCUUUCAGCUUUUUUUCUAGUUAAAUAAAAUAUGUUCAUUUGUUCAAUUUGUGCAA
Messenger RNA from Rhipicephalus sanguineus (brown dog tick), 1274 nucleotides. RefSeq lists its product as uncharacterized. The record is from RefSeq and is a predicted model, not a curated record. Bases 162 to 872 code for a protein of 236 amino acids. The transcript is spliced from 10 exons. Lineage: Eukaryota; Metazoa; Arthropoda; Arachnida; Ixodida; Ixodidae.